Messenger RNA from Ostertagia ostertagi, 1335 nucleotides. The record is from the annotation of a GenBank genome assembly. NCBI's taxonomy places the organism in Eukaryota, Metazoa, Nematoda, Chromadorea, Rhabditida, Trichostrongylidae.
AUGGGUUCUGCUGGUAUGGCACUCGGUCCUGAUGGAAAGCCAUUGAAGAGACAAGAAAAGAAGAUCGUUCGUGGAAUGGGCAGGCCGUUUAGAGGCAUGGUCGCAGGCAUGGCAGGGCGCCCAAUGCGAGGUGGACCCAUGAUGAUGAACCAUGGAUAUGGCAGGCCGGUCCCAUACGGGAUGGGGCCAAUGGGCGGUGGUUUCGGUAAUAGACCUAUGCCAUUCGCGGGUCCAAUGGGAUAUGGGCCUAAUGACCAAAACAUCAGUUUCUUCAAUACUCCACAACCUGUGCCUCCUCCGAUGGGCGACGCUAGGACAGGUCAAAUGCAGUCAGGUCAACAACAGGCAACUCCAUCAGCAACUACAGUGGGAAAAGGAACAGUAGGAGGACAAGGCACAACGAACAACCAGACUGAAUCAAACAAUACGAAUCAAACAAACAAAUCAAACACUUCAAAUGAAGUUCCAGGAUUCGGAGCAAACAGCAGCAUCCAUGAACUAUUUGGUAAAAUGGUCUGGAAGAAAAUGGAAGGUAUUCGAGAUGAUGCGGUUAUUGACCGACUUCAGAAUCGUAUAAUGAAUUUGAUUCAUGAAGCUCUUGCCCAGCAAAAUGAGCAGUCAAACGGAAGUGAGUUGAAUUUUCGCUAUUCCAUUAUUUGUCAUGAGGCGGAGGAUCCAACCAGAACUCGUCCGCAAAGAACGACCAGUCGGGAAAUUUCAGAUCCUACUAAUUACGAGGCGUGUAUCUCUCAUACACCAAUGGCGGACACGGAGGGUGGUGCAGCUGCAGUCACGACAGAUUCAUCCCUAAAUGCGACGAUAAAGCAGGAACAGUCAACUGGUCAGAGAAAUGGUGGAACUGUGAAAGUUGAGGACGUUAGUACAGUGAGAGAUGAUCCCGACAAAGAGAAAAAAUCUCAGGCAGAUGAUAUAAUCGCAAAUGUUACAGAAAAGUUCUUCCCUGGAGCGAAAAGAGCUGCUGAGCCAAUUCCACCAAUGCACUCAGCUCCCCCGUUCAUGCCCGCGCCACCAGGGAUGCCAGGAAUUCCACCUCCGCCAUUCAUGAUUCCUCCGGCUCCCAAUGCUCCACCAAAGGACGCUAAAAGAAUCAAAUUCAAUGACGAGGACAGUGAUGAGAAUGAGCUGUUUGGUAAGGAUCUGCGCACAGCAAAACUGCUCUAUAAGAAGUUGAAAUCAAUUGCAAGCCGCAAGCGUCUAGAGAUUCUACAUGUUUCCAUAAUGGAAAUGGUAAGACAAGCACAGGAAGAAGACGAAAGAGAAAGGGGUGUGGUGAAUACUGCUUCUAUUCCGGCUCCUCCGCCGUCCACGAACUGA